UUUCUUUCCUCUGUCAUUUUAACGUGCAAAGUAGGGAAAGCAUGCUGGAUUUAUUUCGUUUUGGAGUCACAAAAUAGGAAAUAAUAACAAGUGUUUGUGGUUUAAACUAGUAUAAUAAACAAAUAACCAUGGUCUCCAAAAAGAAGAAGAAGUAUUCCUCGGGAGAAGGUGCACAGUUUAUGACUAGAAAAGCAGCUCUAAAGAAACUCCAGCUAUCCCUAAAAGACUUCAGACGAAUUUGUAUAUUGAAGGGUAUUUACCCUCGUGAACCCAGAAACAGGAAAAGGGCGCAGAAAGGAGCAGGCGGCAUCAAGACCCUCUACCACACUAAGGACAUCAGAUUCUUGCUCCACGAACCAAUAAUAUGGAAGUUACGAGAGCUGAAGGUGUACCAACAAAAAAUCCGACGCGCCAGGGCUAUGAAAGAAUACGGCCGCAUGAGGAAGUACUUACGAGACUACCCAGAGAUGAAUGUAGACCACAUAGUGAAGGAGCGCUACCCCACAUUUGUGGAUGCAUUACGAGACCUGGAUGACUGCCUGACUCUAUGCUUCCUGUUCAGCACAUUCCCUUCCCUAAAGAGGGUGCCACGAGAUCAGUCCCUCAUGUGCCGCAGACUGACCAUAGAGUUCAUGCAUGCAGUGAUUGCAGCUAAAGCUCUGAGAAAAGUAUUUGUUUCGGUGAAAGGCUACUACUAUCAAGUGGAACUCGAGGGACAGACUAUCACAUGGAUUGUCCCACAUCACUUCUCUUUCCAGCCACAAACUAAAGAUGAAGUGGACUUCAAGAUCAUGUCCACAUUUGUGGAAUUCUACACAAUGAUGCUGGGAUUUGUCAACUUCAAGUUAUACCACUCGUUGAAUCUGGUGUACCCUCCAAAGCUCACAGCUGCCUUCACUGCUGACAAUGACAAAGCCUUAGUAGAUGAGCAGGUCUAUGUUGCGGAGAGAAUAGCGGCCAUGAACGUGCCUCUAGCCAGGCUGUCCGGCAGCAAUGAGGCUGAAGAACUUCCAGAAAUUGAUGUCUUCCCCACCGAGGACAAUGAUGAACAGAAGCUGGAAGAAGCCAAGCUUGAAGCUGAGAAGGUCAAGAAACUGAAGACCAUGUUCAAAGGCCUCAAGUUCUUCAUCAACAGAGAAGUUCCCCGGGAGCCCCUCGUCUUCCUGAUACGCUGCUUUGGUGGUGAAGUUUCUUGGGACAAAGACCACUUUGUUGGUGCCACAUUUGAUGAGUCUGAUGAGUCUAUUGCUUACCACAUUGUUGAUCGGCCGAGUAUGGAGAAGCAGUAUCUCUCUCGGUACUACAUACAGCCGCAGUGGGUGUUUGACAGUGUGAAUGCUCGGACGCUGCUGCCCAUCAACAAGUAUCUGAUGGGAGCCGUGCUGCCGCCGCACCUGUCUCCGUUCACUGACAAGACCAAGGACCAAGUCUACAUGCCUCCUGAGGAGAGGGCUCUCAAUGAUCCUAACUUCAAACCACUGAAUGACGACCCAUCAGGCAGUGAGAUAGAAGAAGCCAGUGACGAGGAUGAGGUGGAGAAGAGCGAGCCGGACUCCGACGGAGACGACGAGGCGGCGCUGGCCAAGCAGUACCAGCAGGAGAUCGACGAAGACUCCGCCUCGGAUGACGAUGAUGAUGACGAGACAGAUCCAGAGAAAAAGAAGAUUGCUAAAGAAAAGAAAAAGGCCAUGGCCGUGACAGCCGGUGUCCCUCACAAGGAGCACCCGUACCAGAAAGAGAUAGAAGACAAGCAAGCGUUCCGUCUCCGAGAGAAACUCGUGCGCAAGAAGCACCGCAACCUCUACAAGAGCAUGAAGGCGGGAGAGGAAAAGAGAAAGAAAGAGAUUUGGCUGCUGAGGAAGAAGAGACGCCUCAACGAUGAAAAAAACAAGGAAGACAAAAAAGCAGAGAAACGGAAACAGAAAAAGCAAGCUUUCGAAGCUGCUACAGCUUAAUCUGAUGUAUUUAAUUUAAAAAUAUCCCUACAUGUUUGAUCGUCAUCUCUGUUUGUUAUUUAUAUAUAUGAAAUAAUAAACAGUGAAACAUAAAUUUUAA
Molecule: messenger RNA, 2055 nt
Organism: Plutella xylostella (diamondback moth)
Lineage: Eukaryota; Metazoa; Arthropoda; Insecta; Lepidoptera; Plutellidae
Product: pescadillo homolog
Biological process (GO): ribosome biogenesis; maturation of LSU-rRNA from tricistronic rRNA transcript (SSU-rRNA, 5.8S rRNA, LSU-rRNA)
Cellular component (GO): nucleolus; PeBoW complex
Molecular function (GO): RNA binding
Source: RefSeq, a predicted model, not a curated record